UUCGUAGAUUGGUGGUUUAAAAGUUACAUCGCAAAAGUUUGGCGAAAUAUUUAAUUUUUCGACAAACUUAUGGGACCGGUCACAAUGCGACGGCGUUCUUGGGAUGGGUUAUCCCGCUUUAUCUUUCUAUAAAACGCCUACUGUCUUCCAAAAUAUGAUUAAACAACACUUGGUGUCCCGACCAAUUUUUAGCUUCUGGCUAAAUCGGAAUUACGAGGACAAUUACGUAGGCGGUGAACUUCUAUUGGGUAACAUCAAUCCUUCCCAUUACAUGGGCGAGUUUACGUAUGUGAAUGUAACCCGCCCACGAUUCUGGCAGAUCGAAAUUGAUAAGAUUCAAGUACAAAAUUACAACUCUUGCUCGGACGGCUGUCAAGCUAUCGUAGACACGGGUUUCUCUAUGAUAGGUGGACCACCGGAGGCUAUCGCUGAUAUUCAGAGACAGAUUGGUGUUGUCGAUGAGGUGCCCUGCAACGAGAUUUCUGACUUGCCCUAUAUCAAUUUUGUCAUAGGUGGUAAGACGUUACCACUCACUGGUCAAGAUUAUAUGUUGAAGGUAACAAAAAGCCUUUGUGUGUUCGCCUUCCAAGGUGUUAAUCCGAUUAAUGGUGUAGAGUGGAUUUUGGGCGAUGUAUUUAUUGGUCGGUACUACACCGUAUUUGACAUGGGGAACAACCAAGUGGGAUUCGCCCUUGCAAGAAAUUAAAUUUUGAUUGCCUUCUCAUAAAGUUAUCAUUAAAUAUUAGGAAAUCUAAAUGACAUUGCUAAACAAAUAAGUCAUAGUUUUUUUAGAAUAUCGACCGACAUAUGGUUUGUAAUUUUAUAUGGACUAUUUAUAUGGUAUAUUUUUAAAUUAAUACGUAUGUGAGAAUUAGAAGAAAGACAUAUGCAAUAUUUAUUGUACCAACGAUAUGGUACAUCUUGUUCUUUCGGCAACUAUCGAAUUGUUAGAUAUUGUGAACACAACUUGUAUAGAAGUCUAU
This is a messenger RNA of Temnothorax curvispinosus, 983 nucleotides long. RefSeq names its product aspartic proteinase A2-like. Bases 104 to 706 code for a protein of 200 amino acids. NCBI's taxonomy places the organism in Eukaryota, Metazoa, Arthropoda, Insecta, Hymenoptera, Formicidae. The transcript is spliced from 5 exons. Gene Ontology annotation, biological process: proteolysis. The record is from RefSeq and is a predicted model, not a curated record. Gene Ontology annotation, molecular function: aspartic-type endopeptidase activity.